This is a messenger RNA of Phyllotreta striolata, 555 nucleotides long. The record is from the annotation of a GenBank genome assembly. NCBI's taxonomy places the organism in Eukaryota, Metazoa, Arthropoda, Insecta, Coleoptera, Chrysomelidae.
AUGCCUCCUCAGUUCUUAGGUAACCCUUACGAAGUUGAUAAUGAAUGGGGGGACAGUGAUAUAGACACUCGGGAUGAUGAAUGGAUACCUAUUUCAGAUAAUGCAUUAUUAACGCACAAUCGCCUGAUACAGAACUUGGAUCUUACUGAGAGUGAUGAUGAUGAAGAUGAUGAAGAUGACUGGGGCAUUAGUUACGAAACAGAUUGGGCUGAUAGCACAGAUUACUUCGAUGAGAACGACGGCAUUAAUGUUUAUGUAGAUGAUGAUGAGGACGAUGAGGAUGAUGAGGAAUACAUUCCCGAUGAUGAAGAUUAUGAAGCAGACCAAGAAAUCGAAGAUCAUAUGGGAAAUACUUUUGUAUAUUACGAUGAUGACACAGAUGAUGAUGAUGAGGACGAGGAUGAAAUUGAAUACGUCACUUACCCUUCAAAUGACAAUGAAUCGGUAUCAAAUAACAGUGAAAGUCAAUCAACAAUAGCUACUACAACAACUAUGGCUAGUACGGUAACGGAAUCAAAUUCUACUAAUUUUGAAACCGAAACGGAUGCGGACUGA